AUGUCAGAAACCAACAUCUCAAGAAGCAAGAUGCCGAGAGCGGAGCAAUACACCAAGAAUGAGUCCGACUUGUAUGUCGACGGCCUCGCAGAGGAGGGUCUGGACGAGGGCAAUCCAUUCAAGCAGAAUGCGGCAGAUGCGCCCAUCACCGACCCGGAUGACGCUGCAGUGGCUGCGCUUAUGAGUCGCGAUGAGGACGCAGCGCCAGAGGACGAAAAGGACAACAGUGGCGACCAAGACCAGGACCAACACCUCAAUCAACCCAGAACCACCAACAUAUUCCUCCGGCAAGACGAACCACCCACCGCCGUUGCACCAGAGGACGCCAAUAUCGAUCUUUCCGGUCCGCAUGAACGCCGAAAGCCCGACUCCUCAUCCAAACAUUCCCGGGCCGUAGUAGGAGACCCAAUCGGCGACGCCACGGACAAAUCCGACCCCGACCCCGAGGCCAAUCGGCUCAUCAAGCGUGCCCGCCGCGACAGCCGGGCCCUAGUCAUCCAGCCGGAUGAUGACGCGGAGGAACAAGACCGCAAAAUGCGCGCCAACGCGGACCUCCGCGACCCGGACACCGAGGAUGCCAAAAGUAAGGUCGAGGAUGACGAAAGCGAAACACGGCAGACGGCAGAAGACGAUUUCGACCGUCCCAAUGAAGUCGCGCCCAUGCCGCUGCUUGACAAGAUUUCGCAGCAUAAGGAUCACGAACCGGUCCCGAGAGACGCCACUGAUCAGGAUGAUGACAUCGAGACGAAAGGGGGGGAUGACUAUGAUGUGGAGAAUUAUGCGGAGUUUGAGGACGACGAUGACGAUAUGGAGGGACCCGCCAGGGACACUGUCGGGAAUGAGGAGUUGAUGGUUGACGAGAACGAACUCCGGUGA
Molecule: messenger RNA, 876 nt
Organism: Chaetomium strumarium
Lineage: Eukaryota; Fungi; Ascomycota; Sordariomycetes; Sordariales; Chaetomiaceae
Exons: 2
Coding region: 1-876 (291 amino acids)
Source: RefSeq, a predicted model, not a curated record